Molecule: messenger RNA, 311 nt
Organism: Nezara viridula (southern green stink bug)
Lineage: Eukaryota; Metazoa; Arthropoda; Insecta; Hemiptera; Pentatomidae
Source: the annotation of a GenBank genome assembly
ACGGGAUCUAAUUAGCGCCCAGUGACACUUAAUAUCAAUAUUAUUCAUGAUAAGAGCUACAAUGUUAGAGUUUUUUUUAAUUGAAGUCUAUGAAUAUUCUUCUAUGAUAAAUUUAACAUGCAUCCACCACAUUUGUAAUAGCCCAGAUAAGAAUUCAGAAACCUCUUUUUUUUUAAUAUAAUUGAUAACAUACAGCAUUGAGACUACAUUCAACUGGAAUAUAUGAACAUAACAUUCAAAUGAGGGAAAAAUCAAGUAAAGUUGAGAUGGUUAAUUCUUGUCUAUUAGCAUUUAAAAAGGAUUCGAAGUCC